Molecule: messenger RNA, 1251 nt
Organism: Mycena indigotica
Lineage: Eukaryota; Fungi; Basidiomycota; Agaricomycetes; Agaricales; Mycenaceae
Product: Acyltransferase mlcH
Exons: 8
Coding region: 103-1251 (382 amino acids)
Source: RefSeq, a predicted model, not a curated record
GAAUCAUACACAGUCGCACAACUCUUUCGAUAUGUCUGCCAACGCGAAUUCAACGAGAUCUCCCAAUUGCGGUCACAGCCAACCAGCGGACUUCCCACAACAAUGGUGACUGUUUCCCGGGAACAGCAGGAUGCUAUUCGCAACCUAAUGCACGACUCUGUGAGCAGCGGAAACUUGCCUCCGCUAUACGUGGCUGUUUCCGACCGUAAUGGAGAAAUCUUCAUGCACCAAGAAAGCUCCACCAGCUAUUCUCUACCCGAAGACACUGUAUUCUGGAUCUGUAGCCAGACCAAACUCAUUACCUCCAUUGCUGCUCUUCAACUGAUUGAGCGAGGAAUGAUUCAACUCGACACCAGAGUAUCGGAUAUUCUCCCAGAGCUAGCUGAACCAUCCGUCCAAGGCUCUCCUGCCAAGCAUGAAAUAACGUUUGGUCAGCUUCUCAACCAUACGAGCGGUCUGAAAUACACGACCUCUGGGCCUUCAUAUGGAGCGCAGGUGUACCAAUCGAACUCUGAAUUCUUGGCUAAAAUCAGAGGAUCGGGCCUGCACCAAUCUUUGAAGUUCGAGCCAGGAACGGACUUUGCAUAUGGUUAUUCAACUGAUUGUAUGGGCUUCAUCAUUGAAAAGCUAUCUGGUCAAACGUUGGAACGCUAUUUUGAAGAUAACAUUUUCUCGCCUUUGGGAAUCUCAUCUGCCUCCUUCUACUUGACACCGGCUCUGAAAGCGCGCUCUUUGCCUUUGCAUUUCCGUGAUGGAAACAACGAGAUUAUUCUCUGGGACCACCAGACCGAAAUCAUCAACCAAGACCCAGAAACGUUGAAGGUUCAUCUCGGAGGAGUCGGCUUGUAUGCUUCGUUGCAGGACUACCUCGCUCUUCUACGACACCUGCUACAAAUCCAAGCAAACAAGGCAACUCAACCAAUCAUGAGCAAAACAUCGUGCGACGCCUUGUUUGACCCCACGCUCAACGAAAAAGCGGCAAAUUCACUGGCUAAGAUGCUUGGUCUUGCCACAGGUCAAGUACAGUUCAGCUGUGGCUUAAUGAUAGAAAUGGAGGAUAAGACUGGUCGACGCAAGAAAGGCAGUGGCUCAUGGGCGGGUUAUGCUUGCACCUCUCAUUUCGUAGACCCAACGACUGGAAUUGCGGUUGUCUUUGGUACACAACUUCUGCCAUCAGGUGACUAUGAUUUAGCAUAUGAACGUCUUUGGAUGGAAAUCGAGGCUGCCUUGUACAAGGGAUUGACGGCGUAG